Messenger RNA from Monomorium pharaonis (pharaoh ant), 1198 nucleotides. RefSeq names its product putative nuclease HARBI1. The record is from RefSeq and is a predicted model, not a curated record. Lineage: Eukaryota; Metazoa; Arthropoda; Insecta; Hymenoptera; Formicidae. The transcript has 4 exons. The coding region runs from base 1 to 786 and encodes 261 amino acids.
AUGGCCGCUAAUAUAAAACAAGCCGCGUUGUUGUUAAUGCGUCGAAGACAAUAUGAAUCUAGUUCUUCAAGUUCUGACGACGAGUGGGAAGCAGUUUGUCUGCAGAGAAGAAAACGAAAAUUUCGUCCGCGAAUUCAAAAUUAUGUUAAUGUUGUCUGUCUUUACACAGAUCAUGAGUUUAAAAGUCAUUUUAGAAUGUCAAAAGGUACAUUUGAAUACUUUCUAAAAAUUAUUGGUGAAAAUUUAAAUAGAAAAAUUAAAGAUUGCCCUACAAUCCCUCCUUAUCAACAAUUACUGAUGGCACUUUGGAAGAUGGCGAAUAUGGACUCAUACAGAUCGAUUUGUGAUCGGUUUAAUGUCGGAAGAGCUACAGCUCUUAAAGCAGUACGAAGAGUCACUCGUGUUUUGUUCUUGAAAACCUCAAUGUUUAUUAAGUGGCCCAGUGGAGAUGAUGCUAUUAUUGUAAUGCAAGGUUUUAAAAGAGCUGGUGGGUUUCCAGGAAUUAUCGGAGCUAUUGAUGGAACUCACAUUCGGAUUAAUGCCCCAAAAGAGAACAGUGCAGAUUAUGUCAACCGUAAAGGAUAUCAUUCUAUCCACUUGCAGUUGAUAUGUGAUCACCAAAACUUAAUAACACAUUGUUAUGCGGGACAUCCUGGUUCUGUUCACGAUCAACAGGUUUUUCGUCAUUCGGAAAUAGCAGAUUAUUUAAAUGAUGCAGAAAAGUUUCCAGUCAACAGUCAUAUUCUAGGUGAUGCUGCAUAUGGGUUACGUGAACAUUUGUUAUGAACUCCCUUUCGAGAUAACCGUCAUUUAACGGAGAGACAAAAAAACUAUAACUAUUGCCACUCGGUAGCCAGGACAGCAGUCGAAAGAUGCAUCGGAUUGUUGAAAGGACGAAUGAGAAGUUUAUUAGAUCGCUUGCCAAUGGAAAGAGUCGAUUUGAUGGCAGAAUAUAUUAUUGCUUGUUGCGUAAUACACAACAUUUGCACGUUACAAAAAGAUGACUUACCUAUUAUUACAAUUCCAUCAUCUUCCAAUAAUGCAAAUGUUACUAACAAUACUGCUUAUGGAGAACAAAAUUUAGGCAUUAACAAACGAAUUGUAAUUAUGAAUUCUUUGCAGCGCCGAAUGUAAUGCUAAGGAAAAUGCAAAUAAAUUAUAAAUAUAUUUAGAACUUAUUUACUUUUUCUUAUUAUGU